AUGGUCUUCGAGCAGCCUCUCGCUCCAGUCGAGUCGCCGGCUGAGGGUCCCGCGUCCUCGUCGUCCCUCGCAACCGCGGGCCCAUCUACGACCGACACCGCCAACGCCCCUGGACCAGCUGCAACCGCCAGCACUACAUCUACCACGCCCCUCGAUCCCUCCAGCACGUCGACUGAGCCCGCAACGGCCAUGCCGCUCGACCCGCCAGCUCAGCAACCCUCCUCCGCCUCCCCGCUCGCUCCGCCGCCCACCACAACCGCCACCGAGGAGCGCGUCAGCAGCCUCAAGGCCACCGAGGGCGACAUCGUCGACGUCCACAUGGGUGACGGCCCGCUCAACCCGGACGAGCCGACUUGUGCGCCUGUCGCCGCCGCCCCGGCCGACACGCUCCCCGUCGCAGCGGCAUCGCCCUCGACCGCCAUCGACACCUCGACAGCACCCUCCACCUCGACUGCGGCGCUCGGUACCUCGGCCAUCUCGCUCGACACGGCGCCGUCGGCCAAGGUCGAGGGCGACCGCGAGGUCGACCAGGACAAGGCGCUCGCGAGGGCGGCCGCGAGCGAGCUCACGCCGCUCGCCUCGCCCGUCCUGCGCGAUGCGACGCCGUCCGAGGCGGCGUCCGACACGACGAGCGCUGCCGGCCCCGCCGUCGCGGUCAGCGACGUCCCGCCCGAGCCCAGUUCGGCCCGCUCCGAGCUCGCCCACCCGCUGUCGGCCUACACGUUCGCCAACACGACCCUCGUCCCUGCCGACUCGACGACGCUCCAGCCCUUCUUCUUCGCCAACUUCCCGCCUGUCGAGCUCGCCGUCUCGUGGGCGCGCAGCAAGCGCGGCGACGACCCGGAGGCCGACAUCCCGCCCGACAACGAGCCCGGCUACUUUGCCACGAGUGCCGAGCUCGUCGAGAGCCGCAAGCGCGAGGCGGCGCGCAUGGCCAAGGUGCGGCGGCGGCUCGCCGAGAUGGGCCUCGCGCCGGACGGGUCCGUCAUGCCGCUCCCCGCCGAGUCGGCGCAGCAGACGGGCAAGGGCAAGGGUCGAGGGCGGGGGAGGACGGCCAAGGCGGCACGCGCGAGUGGCUCGAGGAGCAGGGAGGCGUCGAGCGGCAUCGACGGCGCGGCGGCCGCACCCGCCACGGGCGCUCGGCGGGGCCGUGCGCCCAAGGCGUCGGCGCUGCGCGAGGUGCGCGCGCAGGACGGCGACGAGCUCGACGACGACGACUACGACGCCGAGCCGCCGCGCUCGCACAAGGCCAAGCCGAGAAAGGCGUCGCCGCCGGCUCCUCCAGUGCUCAAGGUCGAGCUCGCUGCCACCCUCCUCCAGGACGACUUGCAGACGUCGACGCCCUCCUUCCUCGACCCGCACCCCGCCUUUAUCGACGAGCUCGACCCCCCUCCUCACUACCUGCCCGACGGCGCCGACCUCGACGACCUUCCCGCCGUCACGGGCCCCAGCCCGGCCGUCGCCGCUCGUCUCGCCGCCGAGGCGCAGGCCGAGAAUGCGCGGGUCGAGGAGGCGCUCGCUGCCGAUGCGCGCGCCGCCGCCGGAUCGGCGGCAAAGCCCGCCCCUGCUGUCGCGCCCGCCGCGCAGGAGCCUGCCGCCGCCGACGAGUACUUUAUCGAGAAUGACUUUGGCGGCGGCGAGAAGGACGAGGGCGACGGCGAGGAGGAGAUGCGCGGUGUCGAGGUCGACGGCACGCCCGUCGGCGCCGGUGCGAGCGACUCGGCGUCGGCGGCUCGUGCGUCCGAGACGCCGGGCCUCGGCGAGACGUACUCGGAGAACGAGACGAGCGCGCUCGGCAGUCGGUCGUCGUCAGUCGCCGCCUCGAGGCGCACCACCACGUCGGCCACCGCCACCGCCGACGGCGUCGCCAACCCGGCCAAGCGCGCCCGUCAGCCAGAAGACGACGAGGGCGCCAAGGCGGCCAAGAAGAAGAAGAGCGGCCGCGAGUCGACCGUCGUGUCGGACGUCGCCGUCGACGACGAGCCGCUCGGCCCGCCGGUCGAGUACGUCCUGCAGACGACGACGUGCCUGUCGAAGAAGGUCGACGGCCAGACCCGGUGCUGGCAGUGCAUCGCGCGCAGCAUCGGCCACGGUUGCUCGUUUAUGGGCAUCCGCUCUUUCGGCGUCGACCACCGCGGGCGCAUCGUGACCGGGCCCGUGUUCCGGUCAGCGGUCGAGGCCGACGACGUGCCCAACCUCGACAAGCCGUACACGUCGCCGAUGACCAAGACGCAGAGCACGCUCCUCAAGACGUGGCUCGCGAAAGAUCUCGUCAAGCUAUUCGAGCGUGAGUGGCGCCACGCGACCAACCCGAACACGAUCAAGGUCCGCAACGACCUCGUCACGCACUCGACGUGCGACACGUGCAACACGGCGUGCGUCGGCGCCGAGUUCAUCUGCCAGACGUGCGGCCGCACGGCGUGCACCGUCUGCUACGACCGCCUCGUGCAGUACGACGCGCUCGAGACGAGCGGCGGCACGGUCCCGACGACGGCCGACAACCAGCGUCGCCGCAAGUGCAUCGCCAAGAAGCGCGGCAAGGACCAGUCGGGCGGCGAGAGCCACCGGCCGGCGCAGUUCAUGUCGGUCACCCGGCUCGACGCGAGCAAGCUCGAGCGCAUGCGCCAGGUCGCCCGCAACUGGCACUCGUCGCACAAGCUCCAGGCGUCGGACCCAAAGGUGAUCCAGUACAUCAUGGACAAGUUCUGCGUCAAGUCGAACCUCAAGGAGUAUGACGCCGACACGCACCGAGUGUGGCAGAUCGCGCACAAGACGUUCGAUGAGCCGUUCUUCUUCGAGGUGUGGCGCCGUGGCGAGCCGAUCCUCGUCCGUCGCUGUCCGCCGGUCGGGCUCGCCAAGUACACGCCGAGCUACUUUGCGAGCACGUGGGGCGACCAGGUCAUCGACGUCGUCGACAACCGCAGCCCCGAGCGGCCGACCCCGAUGACCGUGCGCGAGUUCUUCCUCGCCAUGACGCCCGAGGGCAAGGCGGCUCGACGUGCCCUGGGCUUCGACGACGCCGAGAAGACGUAUCGCAACGUCGGCGACUGGCCAAAGCAGGCCGAGUGGUACGGCGACUUCAAGGAGCUCUACGAGGACUUCCUGUCGUUCCUCCCGCUCCCGAACGUCUUCCACCCCGACGGCGUCCUCAACUGCAUCGGCCACACGCCCGACAACGCCGCACAACCUUCUCGCGGUUCUCGCCUGCUCGCCUCGUGGGACACCGACGCGGCGACGCCGACGGUCAAGCUCCGGACGUCAAACACCGACAUCGCGAGCUACAUGGUGUGGGGCGGUCGCGACCCCAAGACGGACAAGGCGCUGCGCGUCCGGUGGGACAUCUUCCGCGAGGAGGACGUUGGGAAGCUGCGCGACUUCUGCUUCGACCUGCUGCACUCGCAGCAGCCAAAGGGCACGAGCAACUCCAAGUUCCGCGAGCUGCACGACGACCCGCUCCUGUCGCCGACCAUGUACCUCACCAAGAAGCAGCGUGCGGCCCUCUUCAAGCGCUCGGGCGUCAAGCCGUACCCGAUCUACCAGUACAUGGGCGACCUCGUCAUCGUCCCGGCCGGGUGCCCGUACCAGGUCAGCAGCUGGAUCGAGCACAUCAACCUCGAGAUCUCGUUCCUCGCCGGCUCUCGCGUCGCCGCCGCCAUCAAGACCAACACGGCCUACCAGCACGCGACGCGCGAGCGCACGCUCUGGUACCACGACUUGAUCCAGCUCGAGACGCAGCUCUUCUACACCUGGAUGUCGUGCGACGCGUUCGACCGCGCCGGCAGGGUCGGGCUCAAGACGAUCAAGAGCAAGCUCUCGUGGCCUUACCCCAAGGACGACAAGAACCGGCCGAUCGUGCCCGCCGAGGAGGAGAAGCGCCUCGCCGAGCUGCACGAGCGCGAGAAGCGCGGGAGCGAGAUCAGCGCCAAGAUCAAGGCGGAUGCGGCCAAGAACGGCCCGACUCUGACGCCCGCAUCGGUGGCGCUGCUCGCCGGCCUCAGGGGCGCAGGUACGGCGCCGGCCCGUGCUGUCCCUCCCUCGUCCUCGGCGCCUGCGGGAGCUGGGACGGCUGCGACGACGGACGGCGGCGCCUCGGCGCCGGCGUCUUAG
This is a messenger RNA of Rhodotorula graminis WP1, 4107 nucleotides long. RefSeq lists its product as uncharacterized. The transcript is spliced from 9 exons. Gene Ontology annotation, cellular component: chromatin; histone deacetylase complex. Gene Ontology annotation, molecular function: chromatin DNA binding; transcription coregulator activity; histone H3K9 demethylase activity. The coding region runs from base 1 to 4107 and encodes 1368 amino acids. The record is from RefSeq and is a predicted model, not a curated record. NCBI's taxonomy places the organism in Eukaryota, Fungi, Basidiomycota, Microbotryomycetes, Sporidiobolales, Sporidiobolaceae. Gene Ontology annotation, biological process: regulation of transcription by RNA polymerase II.